CUUAAAUGAUGACAUGUGGAGUUAAAUUAAUAUUAUACUAUCACAUUUUGAUAAAAACCCAAAGUAUGUUGUCCAAGAAUUACUUCCAACUUCCACCCGGUGAGAGUAAACAGAAAGCUCGAGAUUAAUCCUCCCACUUCCGGACGGUCAGUUUAUUGUCUCCAUGACUACAGUGUCAAAACGACGUCGUUGAAGCGGCCGUCCGCAUGUAAAAUUAGCUGUAAAAAUACUCAACUGUUUGACUAAAUACAGAAAAUGUGCGCAUCUGUGACUAACACGUUUACCAAGCAGAAUGAUGCUGGUACAGCUGUUUUGCAUGAACGGGCUUAUGACUACUUGUACGAUCCGGUUCACACAGUGUCAUCGGAGGCAGACCACACCAAGGCCAGUUUCAAGGCCUUUGCGUCCAGGUCUCGAAUAAGGAGAAUACCAGAGUUUGCAUCCAUGUUUAGUGACAACCCACGCUAUACUGUUAAAGUAGACCCUGCAGUCCCGCAGCCGGCCUUUACUGAUCUUCAGUGGCGAGGCCACACAGAACAGCGCAAAGAGGCCCUGCAGCAGCUGGCUGGGAUUUCUCCAAACACUCAAACAUGGCUGAAAACCAAGGAGUGCCAUGUAACCGGAGCAGAUUUCUGCAAAUACUUUAAACGCCCUCUCAUUCCCUUUGGGCAGCAGAUACCUCCUAGUGUGAUUUAUGCUUUGCAAAGAGAAGACUUUAUAACGUCUGAUGCUGAGCAAAAACCCACCCACUUCACUGUUGGGGUCCAGACAGACUACAGGGAAAGUGAAACACAGACAGACCCAUACAGCCCCGAGUAUGUGAUUCAGCCCGGGACUACUCCCUCAGAGCUCCUGCAGAUGGCAGCUUUGACUUGGGGUCACGGUCUGCCUGCAGGCCUUGCAGAAGUGGAAAUGAUACAGCGUGCCCGUGCCAAGCGAGCUUGGGAGGCCAGUCUUCCUCCACUGAGUGACCUGAGCCAGCUCGACAAGAGGAGGCGUUUAAUGGAAGAGAUGGAGGCCAAAGAGUGGGCUUUCAGAGAAGGCGAAAUCGAGAAGUUGCAAGAGGCUCGUUUAGAGGUGCUAAAGGACCUUCUGAGGCAGAGAGAUGAGGCUCAGAAAGAUGUCACAAAUGACAGACUGAACCAGAUAUAUUCUAAGCACCAGGAAGACAGGGAGACCAAGCUAAACAAAAUACACGCUGACUACAACAGGUCACUGAGAAAAUUAGAAGCUAAGAGGAAAAAUGUGGAGGGGAAGCUAGAACGGUGCGUCACAGCCUCUCAGACGUAUGUCCCCAGGAUCCGCAUUGGCAUUUUUCCCAACAGGAACAUCAACAGCAUGCUGUCAACAAGACGCUACUUAGACACAUAUGAAGGUUUAGAAGAACUAGAGGCGCAACUCAGUGCUUCAGUACUGAAGUCAAAGAGAGAAAGAACAAAACCCAAAGUCUCCGAGGAUGUGAUGAAGCCUCCUGAGAGCAGAGCUGUGCAGUUGCUGAAGAAAUACAAGAAUCUGAAGCAGAAGCAGGAUGACCACGCAUCUUUGAGGACUUUACGUUUUCUUCUCAGAAAGGAGACGCCUGUUCCUCAUCCUGUCACUCCCACAGUGGAAACACCACCUGAGGGGGAAGAAGAGAAAGAACUUGCUGUAAUCUUCUUGCAGAAACUAUUGCGAGGACGAAGGAUCCAGUAUGAGAUGUUUAAGGGCAAGGAGAAACAUCAGGAUCUCAUCCAGGAACUGAGGACUGUCCAUGCCCUGAAGAGGGAAGAGCAGGAGCUACAGAAGGCAGACAAAGAGCACGUCAUGAUGCUGAAUAAACAAAGAGACAAACGCAGACUUGAGAUUUUUCAACAGGAAGCGCAUCAAGCCGGAGUAGUAGGAGCGGAACUAGAACGAGUGUUUGACACAUUGUCCAAGGAGCUGAUUCGUCUCCAGGAUGAGCGAAGGAUCCACGCCUUUACACUGCUGGCUGAGAGAGACCGUCGGAUGCAAGAGGCCGAGGAGAGCGGAAGGAGGCAGGUAGAGGAGCGAAGACGCAAAGAGGAAGACGAGAUCUUCAGAGAAGUGGUACAGGUACAUCAGGAGACUGUGGACAUGUAUUUAGAAGACAUCAUCUUGGGGACUAUUGAGCACACAGCCGACCAGCAGGCGCGGGAGGAGAUCCACAAGAGAGCAAAGGAGGUCAACGACAUCGCAUAUGCCGUUGAGGAAAGCCGGGAUAAUCUUCAGUCGGAGGAGAUUGUGUCUGAGCUGGUGUACAGCUUCCUUAUCCCGGAGGUAAAGAAGAUCGGUGUCAGGGAAAGAGUGCACCAGAAGCAGCAUAGACACUUACAGGCAGCUCGGAACAUCAUUCAAGGGACUUCAAAUGCUCCUGAGCUCCUGAACAGUACUCUGGAAGCGUCAAAAUGUACCUGUCCUGGUAUAAAAGCGUCCUGUCAAGUCCUGGAAGAGACAAUGAGCCAGCCGCUGCAGGGGAAGGAAGCAGAGCAGCACGAUGCUCAAACUGAGUAAAAGAGAGGACUAGAAUAUUAAAAGUGUUCUGCAUUGCAAUCUAUAAUGUCUAAAAGUUGUUGUGAUAUUAUUAAAGUGAUGGUUUAA
Pundamilia nyererei is the source of this 2598-nucleotide messenger RNA. RefSeq names its product cilia and flagella associated protein 91 (gene cfap91). Bases 256 to 2511 code for a protein of 751 amino acids. The transcript is spliced from 17 exons. The record is from RefSeq and is a predicted model, not a curated record. Lineage: Eukaryota; Metazoa; Chordata; Actinopteri; Cichliformes; Cichlidae.